This is a messenger RNA of Saccostrea echinata, 3512 nucleotides long. RefSeq lists its product as uncharacterized. Lineage: Eukaryota; Metazoa; Mollusca; Bivalvia; Ostreida; Ostreidae. Bases 81 to 2684 code for a protein of 867 amino acids. The record is from RefSeq and is a predicted model, not a curated record. The transcript has 18 exons. Gene Ontology annotation, molecular function: mRNA binding. Gene Ontology annotation, cellular component: nucleus; cytoplasm.
ACCACAUGCGAAGCUGAGGAUUGUCCCGCGUUUCUGUCUUUGAUAUUUUGUACAAGUUUCCUGCCCAAUUGAAUACCAGUAUGCCUGUCACCACAGUACCAGACCAAGUGAAAAAGAACAUCAGAGCAGUUCUCCUGUCCAAGGUGGGAGGGGUACUGGUCAGCGACCUGAUAAAGGACUACAAAAGCCUUCUAAAGGAACCCCUCAGAUUCAAAGACUUAGGAUUCUCCUCCAUCAAGGAAUUUGUUGAUGCUAUCCCAGAUGUUUGUAGGUUGGAGUAUGAUGAGGGAAUCAUGGCACACAAACUUUACGGCAUCGGGGACAAAUCAUCGUACAUGUCACUCAGUCAGAAAAGAGCGGAAAAGUCCAAGCCAAGCAUGGGUUCUAAUUCAAGAAACAGUGGUAAUACUAGGCGUGAAACUUGUGCUGCCGACUCAGAGUUACUGCCCAACAGCAAGGGUUUGUUCACUCUGUGUUACCCGAGGAACAAGGAACCAAAGGGAUUCGGUGAAAUGGACAUACAGAAUAAGUUUGGGGAGUUUGGAAACCUAGAAGAAAUUCAUACCAUUCCAGGACUGUUUUUCCUGCGGUUUUCGGAUAUUAAUUCAGCACAGGCAGCCUUAGAUAUGUACAGGGAGGAAUUGGAGCUUCGCCCAGCUUCAGAGAAAACCAAAAAUCGCAACUAUGUUAGCAAAGACAGGACAAAUAUGCAAGAGAAAACAACAGUCAAUAGAAAUGAUGAUGCCCCUCCCACCUCAACAACAGAAGACAUAGAAGUUUUCAUUGGAAACAUCCCUUUUGAGUCUGACCAUGAUACGUUUAAGAGAGAUGUACUUUCUCAAUAUGAACCUUACGAAGUCCGAAUAAAGACUGGAAAAGGAAAUGAUAAUAAAAAAAUAUUUGCCUUUGUAAAAUUCUAUGGAAGGGAUAGAGCCCAGGCAGAGGCCCUCAUAUCUAAAUAUGAUGGAUUUAACUACGAGGGUAGAAAGCUGAAUGUUCGCAUUUCUACUCAGGAUCCUCCUCUCCGGGAUUCUAGGAAACGAGCAGGUGGAUCAGGAGGCAAGGGUCCUUCACCAAAUAUCAAUAAAAGCAGAGUGGAGCAGCCGGAGCCAGCUUUUGAUGAGGAAGAAGAGAAGUGGGAUGAAGUUACAGAGAGUAAUGGCACCACCUCAGUGUGGGGGAAGAUACCACGUGAACCUAUCACAUCUCCAGCACCACCUCAACCCUCUGAUGUAAUGAGUGAACAAAUACUCCAGGACGAGAAACCUCCAGUGAGUGCCAUGGAAGAACUCCACAUCGACACUGACUUCCAUGUUAAUACAGAUUUUAGCUUCGCAAAGGAGAAAAACAGCCCAGCUCUGUCUGUCCAGAGUCGGAGAAGUCAAGGGAGUCAAAGGUCAAGGUCAGAACAACUUUCACAGUCUAAAUCAGUCCUCAUGGGGACUAACCCCCAGCCAACCCCAAAGAAGAGAAUUUCAGGAGGGUAUCCCAGGCAAGAGAAUAGCUUUGAUGAUAUGCCAAGUCUUGAGCCAGCAGGAAGUGGCAUGUAUCCUCCAACCCUACAACCAGCUGGAAAUGGAAGAUACCCUCCUCCCCAUUGGCAGACAGGAAGGGAGAUGUAUCCCCCACCCCUACAACGAGCAGGAGAUGGUGCAUAUGGUCAUCCCCCUCCUCUUCAACCUAGUCAGCAGGAACCACAACUCUUUGUCAGUAAUUUUCCCUAUGGAGAUAGCGAUGAGGAAUUGCUGGAUUUUUUCUCCCAGUAUGGUGCUUAUGAUAUUCACAUGAUAAACAGAAAUGAUCCAAAAGUUAGCACACGUGCGAUGAUUUAUGUGUCCAACAUGGAAGAGGCGGAGAGAGCGGUCCUCGAAUGUAAUCAGAUGAUCUACAAAGGGAGACGACUGUUGGUAAACAUAUCCAAGUACCUCGGUAAUUCCACCGUCAAUUUCCUCUCAUCGUACCAUGAAAUGGAGAAUAUCAAAUGUACUGUAACUUGUAACGAGGGGAGAACAGCAAAAGUUGAUAAGCCUUCAUUGACAGGCCCAGGUGGCGAUGGUCCUAAGCUACAUCAGCGACACUCCAGCCAAUCGUCAGUAGCUUCUUCACAGGACGAUGCGUCCUCCUCCUCCUCCACUACGACCAGGAGCUGGCAUUCCAUGCUUCAGACGUACAAGAUCAUUAUGAACACCCUUCAUCUUAAACCAUUUAACAUGCGACCCGAGACAAAAGAAAUCAUCAUCUACAUCACCUCUGUGUUUAAUCAAAAAAAUUUCUGGGGACAGAUUGUCAGAGAUGAGGACAGUCUUCAAGCAUUGACUGAGGUCAUGACAGCUCUUCAGGAUUCAGAACACAGAAUAGGUCCCACAAAAGGACUGGGUCGAUGUGCUGCCCUGUACAAGGACGAAUGGUACAGAGCCUGGAUCAUAGGAGAGAAGUCCACCCAGAGACAGGUUGAUGUGUUCUUUGUAGAUUAUGGAAACACUGAGAUCAUAGACAAAAGGAAGACCAGUCUGACCACACCCUUCAUCUGGGAGACUAAACCUAUACUCCAACCAUUUGUCAUCUCAGAAGGCUGUAAAAUAGAUAUUAAGGAAAGUUCUUUAGUGAGUGCAACAAUGGUCAGAUAUGGAGUGGAUGAAACAGGUUAUGCAGUAGAAGUGAACAUUGAUGGAUAUGUUCAGUAAAGAGUUGUCUACCCUCCAGCAGAACAUAUAGAAACCAUGCUGGACUAAAGGGACUUAACUCCUCUUGGGUAUUGGUUGCUUUUCUUAUGUUAAAAAAAAAGGUUUUAUACAAAUGUUAAUAUAAACAGUGAGUUGUGCAACAUUUAUAUAUUAAUGUUGGCUAGUGUUAUUCUUUAAUGCAGUGUACUAUAAACCUGGAUAUGUAUUCAUAAGUGUACAAAUGUGUUCAAUUAUGUAAAUUUGUAGCAAAAACCAUACAUGUAGGGGUUAUUUCCAUGAUACCAAUAUGUUAUAUUGUUAAUGCUCAAAGAUAUUGGAAUGUAGGCAAAAAUUUAUUGUCAGAUUUUUUAUCACAUGUGCAGUGUAAAUUACACCACACAUAGAUUUCCAAAUUUACAGUAUUAUUGUUUUUGUAGACACAUGACAUUAAGAACAAGAAUUCUAAAAUUCCAUAUCUUUGGUGUUUUGUAUCAAAUGAAAUAAGAACAUUUUUCAAUGUAUAAAUGCUCUUUUCAAAGGACCAGAUUCACAAAAUUUUCAAUCGCAAAAUAAAAACUUCUUGUAGAUGUACGGUAUCAAGUAUACAGUACCAACCAGACCCAACCUGACACCAGAGCAGUCCCAGAAAGCAGUCCCCGGGACUGCUUUGGGACCGCUCUGGGACUGCUGUGGGACUGCUCUGGGACCGCUGUGGGACUGCUAUGGGACUGCUCUGGGACUGCUGUGGGACUGCUCUAGAAAGCAGACCCAGCAGUCCCAGCAGUCCCUGGGACUGCUUUCUGGGACUGCUUUGUUCACUCAUGCGUGAAAAAGGUUCUGAGUGACAUG